Messenger RNA from Didymosphaeria variabile, 1056 nucleotides. RefSeq lists its product as uncharacterized. The transcript has 4 exons. The record is from RefSeq and is a predicted model, not a curated record. Bases 1 to 1056 code for a protein of 351 amino acids. NCBI's taxonomy places the organism in Eukaryota, Fungi, Ascomycota, Dothideomycetes, Pleosporales, Didymosphaeriaceae.
AUGGCUUGGGAGGAACCUCGAAAGACGGGUAUGCAGUACCGCCGUCUGGGCAACUCCGGAUUGCAUGUCUCUGCCCUGGGUCUUGGUGGCUGGCUCACCUUUGGUGGUCACGUUGAAAAUGAACUCACAUUUUCCUGCAUGAAGCAGGCGUACGACUGCGGGAUUACCUUCUUUGACACCGCCGAAAAUUAUACGGCCGGGAAAUCAGAGAUAGUGAUGGGCCAGGCAAUCAAGCGAUUCGGAUGGAAUCGUAGUGAUAUUGUCAUCAGCACCAAAUUGAACUGGGGUGCUGUCAACGGCGAAGUCCUCGUCAACAACCACGGUUUGUCAAGGAAGCACAUCAUCGAGGGGCUGCGUGCCUCGCUGAAGAGACUGGACCUUGAAUACGUGGAUAUUGUGUACGCGCAUCGACCAGACCGCUUGACACCAAUGGAGGAAACAGUGCGAGCCUUCAACCACGUGAUUGAGAUCAAGGGAUGGGCUUUGUACUGGGGAACGAGCGAGUGGUCAGCGGAUGAGAUUGCUGAGGCGUGCGGCAUUGCGAAGCAGCUCGGUCUCAUCCCACCAGUAGUUGAGCAACCGCAAUACAACCUGCUUGCUAGGAGGAAAGUCGAAGGAGAGUUCCAGCGGCUGUAUUCGCGUUUCGGCAUUGGUUUGACGACCUUCUCGCCGCUCAAAUUUGGUGUGUUGAGCGGAAAGUACAAUGAUAGUCCCGAGGGGCCUCCCGCUGGAUCUCGGUUUGCCGAAGGCAAGGACCGAUUUGUGAAUAGCAUGAGGGAUUCGUACGGAAAUGAUAGCUGGGUGGAGAUGAUUGAGAGCUCUAGGAAACUCAAGCCUGUUGCCGACAAAUUGGGUGUCACCCAGUCCCAACUCGCGUUGGCUUGGUGCCUAAAGAAUCCGAACGUUUCAUCCGUCAUCACUGGUGCUUCUAGGCCAGAGCAGGUGGUGGAGAACUGCAAGGCACUGGAAGUUCUGGACAAGCUCACGCCAGAGAUAUUAGCAGAGAUCGACGGAAUUGUGGGCAAGAUAGACUUAGAUCCGGCGAGACAGGAUUAG